Molecule: messenger RNA, 1842 nt
Organism: Penicillium paradoxum
Lineage: Eukaryota; Fungi; Ascomycota; Eurotiomycetes; Eurotiales; Aspergillaceae
Product: putative PHD finger domain protein (Ing1)
Exons: 4
Coding region: 1-1842 (613 amino acids)
Biological process (GO): regulation of DNA-templated transcription
Cellular component (GO): nucleus; Rpd3L complex; Rpd3L-Expanded complex
Source: RefSeq, a predicted model, not a curated record
AUGUCCGCCGUCUCAUCGGCAGGCGUUAACCCCUCUGGCCAGGGAGUCCGCCAGUCUGCUCGUCAAACACGUACAAACCCGUCUCGAACCUCGAAAACGAUUGGACGUUCGUCUUUCGCGUUCGGUCGAGGUUCGACAGCUGAAAUUCCUUCCACGCCCCCUGUUCCUCACGGCUUCUAUCCGGCACUUACGCAUUUCACUGAUGCUAUAACCGCGCUUCCUCGCGAGUUCCGUCGUCAUAAUUCUUUGUUGAAGGAAGUUGAUGCGAAGGCGUGGGCUUUGGAGGAAAAUUUGCUCCAGUUACUCAAGUUCUCUUUCCAGUCGGAGCCCGUCCCUCAUCCUCCCCACCCAGCGCCCAUCGUUGGGGGAGUAAUUCGGGAGGAUGCUUUACCCACUCAACUAUCCCAAUCCGCCGAAUCGUCCGAAAGCAAAAGUCGCCGACUUCUUUUUGAUCGCGUUCGUCAGAAUCUUUCAGACCUAAUGAUGACCGCCGAUGAGAAGAAUCACGUCAUUUCGAACGCAAACGAGGAAUUGGACCGCCAAGUUGUCCGACUGGAUGCGGUGUUCCCAUACAUUGCAGGCGAGAUCAGCGAAGAAGCUCGCAAGGGAAGCCUGACACACUGGGCAUACUCCAACAAAAGUACUGCGAAGGCAGCGACCAAUGAGCGACCGCGCCGGGAAGCAGUCGCGCAAAGACAGGACCUCACGCAUGUGCUUCAGGAGGCUGAAGCUGCUAGUCGCAGUGAGGCGCGGCGCGAUGCUGUUCUGGCGCGGAAGCAACGUCGAGCUCAGGUCGACGCGGACUAUGAAGAGACGCGCAGCUCGGGCGCUCGCAAGUCCAAUCAUGCCAAAUCUCGCGGCGGAGACCACGCUGAUUCGGGGGCUGCACCCAAGCGUCGAAAGGUCGAACGCCCACCAGUGGACACUAGCAUUCCGAUGGACCGAUCUGCCAGCGGUGCUGGUAGCCAGAGAGCCGCGAAUAAAGAUCCCGCCGAGAAGAAGCGAUCUCGCGCUCCCAAUGCAACUGCUGCUGCACGCAAGAAGGCGAACACUUCCAAUGCUGCCUCGCCUGUUCUGGCACCGUCACCAUUAGUUGGGACUUUCAAUGGCCCUCGGGGUGCCGCUAGCCCAGGACCCCACACGUCAAGGCCACAGUCUUCACGAGCCCAGCAGAAUGCUGGAGUCACAAGCAAUGCGCGCGUGCGGCCGUCAUCGUCAGCUUCAAACCGCGCCAAUAACAGUAUGCAGUUUCAAUCACCUUUCCCGGACCUGGCCAUUAACCAUAUUCCCCACACAGACAAAAAUGCCGAUUCCAGAUCCACACCCCGGGAUGGUCCCGUCAAAAAUGAACUGGUCCACGCAGACUCACACCGCGAUUAUGAAGGCGACGCUAGAACAUCCGCUGUAGGGGGUUCCAAGCGUGAAGAUCUGGACGGAAAAUCUGGAUCUGCCGAGGCAGAAACAACCAAGGGACGCAACUCCAAGACGUCAACCCCUGUACUCCCCGCAUUUUCGGAGCCCAGCCAACGCGCUCGGCCCACACGAAGUCAAGAUCCGAAUUCUACCAAACGAACCCAGAAGAAGCCAAUCCCACAGCCUGCAAUACCGUCUGACGACGAGUCGCUCCAUGAAGGCGAUGACGAAGACGAGGAAGGUGAACCGCGGUACUGCUACUGCAAUGAAAUCAGUUUCGGCGAGAUGGUCGCUUGCGACAAUGACGCCUGUCCGCGUGAAUGGUUCCAUCUGUCGUGUGUAGGCUUGACGAAACCACCUGGAAAGAAUGUUAAAUGGUAUUGUAACGAAUGCAAGGAAAAUAUGAGACGCAGUCGGAAUGGGCGGUGA